GAAAGCGGCGGCGGCGGCAGCAGCGACGGCGGCCGCCGCCGUGGGGGAAAGCGGCGGGUCGGUGCCGGGAGCGGCAUGGGGCGGCCGCGGGAGGGAGGUCGAUCGUGAGGAGCUGAGCACCCUCCCUCCCUUCCGCUCUGGUCCGAUUCCUUGUAAGUGAAGCUCACUCGCUCUGAGGACCAAACCUCACUGAUGACUGGGAAGCAAAGAGUACCCAGGAAAGCACUUUUACCACGGACUCCAUCUCAGGAGCACGAGGAACUUGUCUUCUAAGUAAAAUCUGUGCCCCUUCUGUGCAGGCCCCAUGUCUGCUGCAAUGGAUACAGAAUCGACAUAUUCGGGAUACUCCCACUACUCAGGUCACUCCAAAAAAGCCCACAGACAAGGGAGUCGGGACAGGCACAAAUCGCCGCGAAGCAAAGAUGGCAGCCGGUCUGAGAAGUCCGUCACCAUCCAGACACCUCCUGCGGAGCCGCUGCUUGGGAACGAUGCCUCUCGGGCAGAGGAGGGCCAGGAUGACAACUGGGGUGAGACCACGACAGCAAUCACAGGCACCUCUGAGCACAGUAUUUCCCAGGAGGACAUUGCUCGGAUCAGUAAGGAUCUGGAGGACAGCGUUGGGUUGGACUGCAAACGUUACCUGGGCUUAACAGUGGCAGCUGUUCUUGGACUCCUUGUCUUCCUUACCCCCAUUGCCUUCAUUCUGUUACCCCAGAUCCUGUGGCGGGAUGAUCUGGAGCCGUGUGGUACUGUCUGUGAGGGGCUGUUCAUCUCUGUGGCAUUUAAACUCCUCAUUCUUCUGAUUGGGACCUGGGCUCUGUUUUUCCGUCAGCCCAAGGCAGACAUACCAAGGGUGUUUGUGUUUCGGGCCCUUCUGUUGGUCCUCAUAUUCCUGUUUGUGUUUUCCUACUGGCUCUUUUACGGCGUUCGCAUCUUGGACUCGAAGGACACCAACUACCAAGGAAUAGUGCAGUACGCCGUGUCUCUGGUGGAUGCUCUGCUCUUCAUUCACUACCUGGCCAUUGUGCUGCUGGAGCUACGGCAGCUGCAGCCCGUGUUCACUGUCAAAGUAGUUCGGUCGACGGACGGAGAGUCACGAUACUACAGCUUGGGGCACUUGAGCAUCCAGAGAGCUGCACUGGUGGUUCUGGAAAAUUACUACAAAGAUUUCACAGUCUACAACCCAGCCUUGUUAACAGCCUCCAAAUCCCGUGCAGCCAAGCACAUGGCUGGCCUGAAAGUCUACAAUGUUGAUGGCCCAGGUAACAACGCGUCGGGGCAGUCCCGUGCCAUGAUCGCAGCCGCGGCCCGUCGCAGGGACUCCAGUCACAACGAGCUCUACUAUGAAGAGGCCGACCACGAGCGCAGAGUGAAAAAACGCCGUGCAAGGCUUGUGGUUGCAGUAGAGGAGGCUUUCACUCACAUCAAACGCCUCCAGGCAGAGGAACAGCAGAAAGCUCCAGGAGAGAUGAUGGACCCCCGUGAAGCAGCCCAGGCAAUCUUCCCCUCCAUGGCGAGAGCUCUGCAGAAAUACCUUCGCACCACCCGCCAGCAACAAUACCACAGCAUGGAGAGCAUCUUGCAACACUUGUCCUUCUGCAUCACCAACAACAUGACACCAAAGGCAUUCCUGGAGCGUUACCUCAACCCAGGCCCAACCCUCCAGUACGACAGGGAUCGCUGGUUCUCCAAGCAGUGGACGCUUGUCAGCGAGGAAGCGGUCACAAGCGGGUUACAAGACGGCGUUGUGUUUGUCCUCAAGUGCUUGGACUUCAGCCUUGUUGUUAAUGUGAAGAAAAUCCCCUUCAUCAAACUCUCAGAAGAGUUCAUAGACCCUAAAUCUCAUAAAUUUGUCCUCCGCUUACAGUCUGAGACUUCAGUCUAAGGGAUUUUGAGGGUGGGUUGUUUGGGGAUUUUUUUUUUUUUUUUUCAAUAUCGUGCUUUCGGAUUUCAUUUCCCCAAUGCUGACUGAAACUGGCAGAUGAUGGACCAGUAAUAUUUGACCAUCUGCACUUUAUUUGGAAAGGGGAGGGGGGAGCUGAGAUAUCUUAUCUAGAAAGAAAUAUCUUAAGAGGCGACAGGGUGACUUGGCUCGGUUAGCUCAGCCUUGGAGACAGAACAGAUUUAUUUUUUUUUUUUUUUUUUUUCUUCCUCCCCCGCCCCUUUCCAGGCAUACUGUAAAUCUCACGCUCGCUCUUUCUCCACACAAUUGCAAGGUCGGUUAUUUUUGUUGGAGCGCUGCCGUGCGCGCGCCUCUGCUUUUGCUACCUGUAGCUGUUGCUGAGAGCGCGUUGCUCACCUCUCCGCUACAGAAACCUGCUUGCACGGGGGCAUGGUAGUCCCUGCUCGCUCAGGGAGGAGAGGGUAUCGAAGGGUGGGUGUGAGAGGGCUGCUCCUGUGAGCCACCUAAUCUGGAGACUGAAGACUUUUUUUCUUUUCCUCCUCUCCAUGUGCCCUCUUCUGUCAGUGCUGGACCUGUAUGAGCAUAGUGGGAAGAUUUUGCGCUCUGUAUCUCUGUGAAGUUGCUUGUCUUGAACUAGAUCACCCCAUCUUGCAGCUAGCUCUUCAAUUUUUUUUUUUAUUAUUUUUUUUUUUUACCAGUGUUUGUUAGGGAAACUUUUCUAUGUGACACAGCUCCCUGUUACCACCCACCUGCUUCCCUUUCUGCUGCUUGCCCGCGUCUUUUUCAGACACUCCCAAGGUUCUGUCCCCUUCUGCCUGGCUUUCCGAAUGUGUUUCUCGAGCCACGGGUCCCCUCGGGCUCUGCCUUACCGCCGCUUCCUUUUGCACCUGCAAGGGCUGCGUAUUUGCACUGGGACAGGGUAGGUAAGUAGCUGGCCUACUCCUCAGAUAAAUCACAGACCCUCCCUGUGUCUGACAGCCUCUUUGAGGGGAAGGGGGGAGCAGGCAGGAAUGUGCCCCUCCCUCUGUAGCCGGCUUCAAGGGCGUCUGGAGGAAAGGCAGGCGCUUCCCUCCUUGAGGAGAGGAGCCAGGGAAGGGCUGACCUCUUCCACCUGCACUUGCUUCAGAGAACUGCUGUGCUUUGGAAACGCAGCCUGUCCUUUCCCACCGUGCGCCUUCAGCUAUAGCUAAGAAAUACCAAACUCUGUCUGAAUGUUGAAAAUCUGCCUGCCUUUCUUAGUCUUUCUGUACUGUGGGAGUUUCUGCUCAGUGCUGGGAUCUGCUCCCAAGAGAUGCAGUUUUGUUUGUAAGGCCGCUUUUGCCCAUCAGUGCAGCUUCCGUGUGCAGCUUUGGCGUCACCUGAGUCCUGUGGGGUUUUGGAAGGUUUUUACAUUUUAACAAUGAGCCUGAAGUGGUGUCUGAAGUCUGAUUGCUGGCACAGGACAUCGUGUGACUCUCGAGCCAGCUCCGAGGCUGGCAGUGACCUGCCUUCAGUCAGGUCCCUUCCAGACUGCCCCCCCUCAGCUCUGUGGCAGUGGAUUUGCAUGUGUGAAUGCAAAUGCUCUGUUCAUUCUGCCCAGUCUUUUGCCAUGCAGAUAUCUCUAUCAGGCAGGAUCUGACCCUGCCCCUCGAUACGUCUUAAUGCAGAGGGCACCAGUUCAACAAGGUACUUAAGCCAGUGCCUUUCUUUGCCAGGGUGCAUCGUCUGAGGGGGGCUGUGACAGCCCCUCCGGAACCUUUGGCCUUCCCCGGGCUCCUUCAGCAGCUCGUGGGGCUGCCUCCAUGCUCCCACCAGCACGAGGUGGCCCAGCUAAGAGUGGGGCUCUGCUAGCCCUUCGUGGCGUGGCUGCUGUGGGCGGGCUGGUGGGAGGGAGUGGCCGUCUUAAGCCAGGCUGCUGGGUUCAGGGCUGGGGGAUACAGCCUCUUCCAGCUUUCAGAGCAUCGAGGCUGCGUGUCCGACAGCACCUGCAGAUAGCCGUCUUGGGAUCAUAAGAGCGCCCUGCUGAGCGAGGGUCCAAAGUGGUGAUUCCCCAUCCAAGUGACACGUGCAGUGUCCUGCACCUUUCUUACAAGCGUGUAGUAGUCACCCGGAUCCUGUCUUCCCCAUGCAGUGUGCCAGACCUGGUUGUGAAGAAACUAGAUGGUGUGGUACGUGACAGGAUCAGGCCCAUAUCCCUUAAAGGAUGAGAAGUAGCUAGAGCUUUCACUUCUCUGAACUUAGUGUUUGGGUUUCUUGCUAUGUCAGGCUUUCUGGUAGUCUGUAUGGGGACUCCAUUAUUGACUGUGGCCUUUGCAGUGUUUUAUUUUGAAAAAAUAAAUUGGUUUAUUACUUUUUUUUAAAAAAAGGGGGAGCAUAUAGUAUUUCACACUUGGCUCUCCUAAAGAUGCGUGUAUCUGACUUUUAUGAUGUGCAUAACCAGCAAGGUGGAAGAGACUGGGAGUAGGUUGGAAGACCAUGGAGCACUUAAACCUGUGUGGUGGCUACUGCCUGUGGCUGAAUUUGGCUCCUUUCUGUGAAGGCAGAACAAGAACAACCUUGCUGGGGGCUUGGGUGUGCUGUGUGCGCGAGAGCACCUUGUCACAGGCACCUCUGCAAAACUUCUUUACUUUCCCAGGAUUUUCUUCCCCUUUUCUUUUCCCUCCCCCCACGGGGGGAGUUGUCUGACAGUAUCUGCUCAGGAAACUCGUGUCUUAAUUGCGUUAAAUCCUUGAACACACGGAGAUCCAGACGGAAGCGGCAUGUGCUCACUCUGGGUCUGCUUCCUCAUCUGUGUGCUGUGGUUCAGCACUGCCUUUUCUGCCUGCUGCCGAAAAGGACACUGCCAGUGGGGGCUGACUCCUACGUUACACGCUUUUCCCUGUGUCAGCAACAUCAGUGUUUUGCCUGAUGAAAUCUGAAGGAGAGGAUUUGGCCUCUCAAACAGUCUCUUUAGAGAUGCAACCAGCUUAAGGGUGAGGACAGACUAAAAGGGGAAUUGGGACUCCUGAGUGUUCCCUGGAGAGUUGUUUUUAUGACUUUUCUUUUUUUUCAGGGUGUCUCUUGUUUCCCCUCUUGGUGCAAAGUCAGGGGACCACUGUCAUACCUACCUCACUGGGCUGUUGUGAGGCUAAGCUCAACUUAUCGUCAAGUGCUUUAAGAUCCACAGAUGGAUCUGUGGCAUCUAUAGGAAUUCAGACUCCUUAUGAAAAUCCUGAGCGGUGAGAGCAGACUGGUUUGUUUAACUCUGUUUAUAGCCAGCUAAUGAGUAAGAAUUGAAUCACAGGGAACGAAGCUCUGAUCCAAAUCCUGCAGUCCUUACUUCUGCAGAGCUUGCCAAGAGCUGAGCAUAAAUAAGGCUUGUAGGGUUUGCCAGCCAAGCACAGGCUGUAUUCCUCCAAAUGCCUCUGCUAUCCUGCACUGUCUCCUUGCACAUAUUCUCCCUCUUCUCUCCCAGCCUGGAUGCUUGUACCUCGAUGGGAAUUGUUGGUUUUUUUUUUUUAAAUUCAGGUGGUUUAUAAGACAACCCUGUUUGUGGUGAAGUAGACAAUGUCACCUUCAGAGGAGAUCCUUGCACUGGACAUCCUUUGCUAAAGGCUGAACCAUUUGAAAGGGUGCUACGUUGCCUAGCCAGGAGUGGUGUUGCCCCACUCCUCUUUUCCACGUUGGCGUUUUUCCUGUGACUCUCAAGUAUGCUGCUUAUACACUUCAAAGGCUUUGUUUUUGCUCUCAGACUUGUUACAGCCUAAAUCCAAACCCAUGCUGAGAUCUUCCAAAACCAGAUGCGGCUAAGGCUUUCAACUGUUCCAGAGCAGAUGGAAAUGGCUGUGGGUUUCCACGAAGGCUGGCUUUCUCUUGCAUGGCUAAAGGGUGAAAAAGUCAGAUUUCUUGCAGCUUCUGGUGGCAUAGGAGUAGAUACUAGACCCUUAAUACCUUGCCAGUCCUGUAACUAGGCCUGGGCAAAGAUUGCUAGCACAUCUGCUUGCCCCUCAUUGCCAUGUGGGCGCAGCCACCCGUGUGUAGGCUCGGUGGGGCUGCCCCAGGUCUCAGAUUCCUUUCCCGCUGACGGGAACAGAGCAGGCAGCACUCUCAGCAGUGUAAUCAUUCUAGCACUCCCCUCUGAAAAACGUACCAGCCCCUGACCAAGACCCUGUGGUCAGCUUGGGGAGGUGGUGGAGGGGGGGCUUCUUGCAACCGCCGGUUUUCACCGUGCGGAGGGGGAGACGUUGCCACCCACAGACGGCUGUGGGUAGCCGGGUAGCUGAGGAGGGAUGUGCCGUGCAUGAAAAGGUGGUGUGGUGCAGCUUGCUCGCAGGCCAGGGUCAGCUCCUGCUUCAGGGGUGGUCCUGAGUGCCUUCAAGAGCAAUCUGCCCUGGAGGGGGAUGUUGGAGAGAAAGGCAGAUCUGAUUUCAGCCAUGGCCAGCAAUUCCUCUGACUUCUGCCUCUCAAAAUUUUCCUGCCAGCAACUUCAGCUACUCCAGCUCCCAUCCUCCCCUCCCAGUGUUUUUCCCCAUGAAGUUCCCUAGUGAAGCAGAACAAGUAUCCACUGGGAUGGGAGGUGCUAGAGUUGCAGUGUGGAGCUCCGGAGCAGCUCACAAUAAGGUCCAAGUUUGGGGGAGAUCUGAACAAAUCCCAACCCUCGUGGAACCUCUUAACCCUUUCCUUUGGGAUGAGGAUCUCCACGCAAAGCCUCGGGAAUCUGCUGUUGCCAAGUGUGCCAGAAACUGCAGGAACCAGUUUCUGAAGCCGACCCUGCAUAAGUAACUUUUAAAAGUCUUGUUUGAGAUGUGCUUGUUUCCAACGCUUGCUGCUGAAGAAACUGGAAAGGUCCAUACCUGACUAAACGUGGAAACCUAUUCAAGCCAAUUUCAUCUUGCUUACCAAAACUUGGAAAUCUGCCCUAUUCAAAGGUAAAACAAAAGUCUUCAGCAAAAAAUGCUGUAGCCUGGACCCAGGCUCAGCUCUUCAGUUGUGCUCAUUUCUGCUCUGCCGUACAAGAGCUGUGUGAGGGGUGUGUGCAGACGUCUGUUUUCUCAUUCAGCUUGUGUGUGUCUAUGUGCUUUUUUUUUCCCUUAUAGGUGUGUGUGUUACACAUGUCUAAAGCCUCAAGCCAGGCUUGAUGGUUCAGUGUUUAAACUGUGUUAAGAAGGAAGCUCUCUUGGGAUUAAGCUGUUCAUUUGGGGUUAGUUUUGGGUUUGUUUUUUUUUUUGUUGUUUUGUUUUGUUUUUUUUAAAAAAAAAAGCAACCCCCCUCCCCUCAAAAAAACCCAGAUUUCUGUUCUCUGAAAGGAGAUGGCUGUGGGCCAUGAAGUCUCCUACAGGAACGUGAAUCCUCCUGCGAUAGAUGAUGACCAAAAGUUGCCGUUCGCGACAGCUGCUCUGUGACCCGGGUGGAUUGCUUUGGGGCGCUCCUGAGCUGGGUCCCCGCCCCGCCAGCGGUACAGCUGGUGUCAGCUGCCCCUCUGCAUCCCUCCAAGAGACUCCGUGGUUUUUAUCCCCGUAAUGUACCAGAGCCUUGCGGGCAGCCAGCCCUGCCCUACAUGUGCCCUGCCCAGAGAGGGAAUCCUUCCCUCUGGCUGCUUCCCAGGCACCUCUCACCAGCUCUACCAUGCUUGGGGGUAUCUCCUGCGUGCACGGGGGGAUGCUGUGGCUCGCUACCUGCACAGAUAUAACUGUGAAGGAAUCUUACACUCUUCUGUGCCUGUUUCUUUGAUUCAGCAUUAUUGUGUCUUGGGGAAGGGGAUGGGAGCGAAUGCCCUUCCCUCACUCUCUUUUGAUCACUGUGUAAUAACCUUUUUCUACACAAACUGUGUAUAGUAAGAUGGGUUUUGCCAAGAUUUUCUAAAUAAUAGACACUAACCAGCAUUUCUUUUUUUUUUUAUUUUGUUUCUUUUUUCCCUUCUUUGCACAUGUGACUUUAACUGCAAUGGUACAUGGUCUUUCUGUUCUUUUCUAAUCGUGAACUUCAGUAAGCAAAUUCCUGGUGUCUGUGACAUUAAUGCACUGUGGGUCUAGCCUAGUAAAUUGUUCUGUUCCAAGCUGGGUUCUCUUAAGUUAUAGCUGGAUGGGGUUUUGUUGUUUUUAAACUGAAACAUAAAACCGUUUUACACUUUGCAUAUUUUGUACAGUAAAAUUCUGGAAAUAAACUGAAACCAGAUUCGAUAGUA
Messenger RNA from Tyto alba (common barn owl), 8045 nucleotides. RefSeq names its product VANGL planar cell polarity protein 1 (gene VANGL1). The record is from RefSeq and is a predicted model, not a curated record. NCBI's taxonomy places the organism in Eukaryota, Metazoa, Chordata, Aves, Strigiformes, Tytonidae. Gene Ontology annotation, cellular component: plasma membrane. Gene Ontology annotation, biological process: multicellular organism development.